AUGCGCGCGCCGCUGCUACUGCUGCUCCUGGCUCUGGGGUCCGCGCUGCGCUCCCCGCAGCCUCCCGAGGCGCGCUUCAAGCUCUGCGGCCACCACCUGGUGCGUGCGCUGGUGCGGGUGUGCGGCGGCCCGCGCUGGUCGCCUGAGGCCACGCAGCCUGUGGAACCCCGGGACCGGGAGCUGCUGCAGUGGCUGGAGCAAAGACAUCUUUUGCACGCGCUUGUGGCCGAUGCGGACUCCGCACUAGACCCGCAGCUCCACCAGGCUUCUCAGCGCCAACGCCGCAGCGAGGCCACCAACGCUGUGCACCGCUGUUGUCUCACUGGCUGCUCCCAGCAAGACCUGUUGGGUCUGUGUCCCCACUGAAGGGGCACAGACUCAGGAAGUCCGUCCUCAAUUGGUCCCCACCUCCCGGCCGUGUCCAUGAAACACCCCGGUUUGCCUUGGAGGAUCCCUAGUUUAUUCAUAGAUCGCAGAACGGAGGGCCACAGGUUCUGUCCCCAAGGAGCCCUGUCAUUACCUGUGCCCACCUCCUCUCUGUGUCCCUAACAGUCUAAAUAAAUAAGCAACUUCAUA
Grammomys surdaster is the source of this 576-nucleotide messenger RNA. It is a transcript of the gene Insl3, whose product is annotated as insulin like 3. Gene Ontology annotation, biological process: adenylate cyclase-inhibiting G protein-coupled receptor signaling pathway. Bases 1 to 366 code for a protein of 121 amino acids. Gene Ontology annotation, molecular function: G protein-coupled receptor binding; hormone activity. The record is from RefSeq and is a predicted model, not a curated record. Lineage: Eukaryota; Metazoa; Chordata; Mammalia; Rodentia; Muridae. Gene Ontology annotation, cellular component: extracellular region. The transcript is spliced from 2 exons.